ACAGCCUGAGUCCCGCUUUAGCGUGUGCGGAGCCAAGCCACUCUCCCCAGCCUUCCAGACUUAUGGUGAGGGCUCUGGUGCUGACUGUAGACGCCAUGUCCAAAAAUUAAAUCUGCUGCAGGGACAGAUUUCAGAGAUGUCACCCAGGUCUCUGGAAGAACCCGGAAAUGUUGAUGAAGAGGAAAAUGCAGGGCCCGGGCAGGCUGAGCAUGGGAGUGCGCAGGAAAAACCUCAGUCCUCAGAGAACCGCUGGCUGAAGUAUCUGGAAAGAGACUCGGAAGAGCUGGGGAUAGAAAGAGGAGUGUGUUUCGAGAGACCGCCCUUGUGCAGGACAGAGAAGCCAGAGCCUCCCUUCAACACAGGCCCGCCUAGAAAAAGGAAAUGCAGCCAGAGCGCAGUCUGGCCUCCACACAGCCCCAGUGUCCAGAACCUAGGUGAUUCUGAAGUUACUUUGGAGCCCCAGAAGGUCAGUGAUUGAGUGAUUGAAGUGUUUCUCUUCUGGUCCCAGUAACCAUGAAACACACAUAGAAUUGUUUACUACCCGAGUGUUUUUUCUGCUCUGACUUAAGCCAACUCCUUUCUCUGGCCUGACCAUUUCCCUGCCCUGCUCAAUCUCAGUGAUGUGAGCUCCCGGGCAAAAGGACAGCUUGAUGCCUUGGAAUCAACCAAGGUUGACCAGUAGGGCUUUUCUGAGUCAGAACCCUUCUCUUCCCUCGACGUGGCGUGGCAGGUCUUUGUCAGACUGUCCGACAUGGGACCUGCCCCGGACUUCUGAGGUGCUAUUCACAGCUUCACCUUCACUUACCCAGGUGUGUCCUUUCACACCGAGGCACUGUCUUCACCUAGGAUCUGCUC
Leptonychotes weddellii (Weddell seal) is the source of this 855-nucleotide messenger RNA. NCBI's taxonomy places the organism in Eukaryota, Metazoa, Chordata, Mammalia, Carnivora, Phocidae. The record is from RefSeq and is a predicted model, not a curated record.